UCCCCGGCUACGCAGACGACAGCAUGCUCUUCAUGAUGCGCUACGGUGCCUUGGCCAAGGAGACGCUACGCAAAGUCGACUGGGACGAAUUCCAGCUUCGCAUCUCGGCCAUGAACGCCCACUGGUUCAAAAGCCACAAGAGCAAAAGCGGUGCUGCAAGCGACGACAGCGUCACUGACGUCGUCGGCUCCCGCGGCAAUGCCAAAGACUCGCCUAUUGUUGCAGCCACUGGUGCUGCUGCUUCUGACGAUGCCGCGGAUCCGGCUGAGCCUGAGCCUGAGCCUGCGACGGGCCCCGAGGCCGCAGAGCUCAAGGCCCGGACGCUGGAGCUUAUCCAGGACUUUCCGCGCCUGGUGCGCGAUUUUGACAGGUUCAUCGAGUGUACAAGGAUCAUGGCGGCGAGAUAUAAGCGGUAGACGGAAAAGAUGGAAGGCGGGCAAAGGAAAAUAAGAAAAGACUAAAUGCAUAAUACCUACCUAAUACUUUCACGCAAAAAGCUAUGAUGACCGAAAAUGGAUACCUCGUAUCAAGGCGGUAACGUUGAAUCCAGCUUUAAAAUUGUUUCAUUAAAACAGCUUUUCAUGUUCUAGACAACUUUUUUUUUUUUUUUUUCAAUAAUGGCAGGGAUUGUUAUCAUCUCACCUUUGCACACCCCCCCUUACCUAGUAUAGUAGCAGCAGGUAGCUUCAAUAGCUGCCCCCGUCCAUUCCAGUGGUAUUGAACAAGCACGUCUUUUCGAAGCCCAUCACACAUCACACUAAGAGGAAUACGGCGCCUGUCACGAUUCCAACUGUCAUCUUCAAACUAUUGUUUCUUGGGCGCACACAAGAGAAAAAAAGAAAAAAGAGGAACCAUUUGUUUCUAGGGAAUUGCCUUUUGCAUUAAUUACUAUUAUCUGUAUCCGGCUAUCCAAAGAGAAAAAAAAGAAUUGCGAAGACCACCUCUCGCACCACUCCCAAAUAAAAAAGUCCGAAGUCAGAAAAUGAAGAAAUUUGUUUCGUAUCACAUCUGCCCGGCGCAUCACAAAUAAAAAACACACAAAAUUAUUUCCAAGUCCAAAAAAAAUGUAGAGAAAAAAACGCCAUCUUUCCCGCGGCAGGCGAACACACACAUCUAUAGAUGGGGGUAUUGUAAGCUGCACUUUAAUGCAAAAAUCGAGAAAUAAAGCAAAAAAAGAUUAGAAGUUGAAGAGAAAAAAAAACGGUCUAAAAAACAGAUGAAAUCUUUUUUUCUGCCGCGCCUUAGUAUUUGCUUUUCCCCCGAGCCAGCCGUUGGUAUAAUUAAAGUUGGCGGAGGACCCGAAAUGUUGCGGCCCCGCGGUCUCGCCGGCUCCGGAGAGGGAAGAUAUAAACAAAAAGGGUAGAUUGUCAUCGCUUUAUCCCAGUGAAGAAAAAAGCGAUAUUGCCGGCGACUUCAGUGUCUUUUUCGCAUCUUCUCCAUCGUUUCCCUCAUAUUUGGAUUCUCUUUCCUCCCGGUCCCGUAAAAGUUCACAAAGCUCGCCCUAUUAGGUCCUCAAGGCGUCGGAAACCAUUUAGUAUGGAAAAAAAUGUCUGGUUGAUAAGUCGCUUAGAGGGCGGCAGCGAGGACGGCAGCAGCGCCGACGCCGAGGAGGACGUUCUGGCUCAGGGAGUUGGCGCCGUUGGUGGGAGCAGAGGUGGGCUUGCCAGUGCCGGUGACGCUGGUGCCGUUGGUGGGAGAAGCGUGACCGCCGGUCUGGGCCAUGGCGGUGGCAGCGAAGAUGGCGACGAAGGCAGCAGCACGCAUUUUGAUGGUGGUUUGGGGGGUGUUUUGGUGUUUUGGGGUUUGAAGGUGAAGGUUGUUGGAGUGGUAUUAACGAAUGUAGUUGAAGCUUGAAGAGUUCAAGAUUGCA
This is a messenger RNA of Trichoderma atroviride IMI 206040, 1870 nucleotides long. RefSeq lists its product as uncharacterized. NCBI's taxonomy places the organism in Eukaryota, Fungi, Ascomycota, Sordariomycetes, Hypocreales, Hypocreaceae. The record is from RefSeq and is a predicted model, not a curated record.